GCCUUAUAUCUUGUUGAUUUUCUGGGCCCUCUUUACCUGCUUGGGGGGGUUUCUCCCCCUAUUAGCGUUACCCUAUUGUUUUUAGUGCCGGUUUUUCUUCCGGCUGCGUUUUGCUACUGCCGAUUCUCACCCUUUAUUUAUUCCUCCUGGCCUGCGGCUUGUCCUGCAUCCGGAGGGUUUUCUCCCCUCUUACCUUUUUCCUCAGCGCUCCGCUGUUAGUUUCGUUCCGGCGCAGGCCCUGCUUGGUUUUCCCGCGGACAGCGAGAUCUCGGCGGCCAUUUUGGGAGCUUUCGCGCGUGUUCUCGCGGGAUUUCGGCUCUGCUUGUGCACCGGACGGUAUCGGCUCCUCUCUGCGGCUCCUGGGGUGAUUAACCCCUCUUUUGGUUAGUUCUUGGGUUCUGUUAGGCCUACCUCUACCCUUAUUAGUCUCCCCUUAGGUUCUGUGUGUGCCAUUAUUAUUAUCUUUUAGAAUCUAACAUGUCAUCCGACCGAUCCCCAUCCGGGCCUACCCCUCCUCCAUCUGGGGACCCCGGAAGGUCUGAGAUGAACGUGCAGGCCCUGGAAUUGCAGCGCUCUGUGUCAAGCGCAAUAAUAGAAGCCAUGGGAUCCAUGUCAUCCAUGAUAUCCCAGACCAUCUCCCAGGCUUUAUCUGCCCAUGCUCCUGGCCCCUCUAAUCAAACGCCUGCUAUACCUCAUCCGCAGCCUGCCGCUUGUAAUACUCCUAAUAUACAGGAGAACCUGACUGGUGUGAUCUCAGCCACCAUUGAUAGCGCGCAUAGAUCGCGCAAAAGAGCCUUACCGCGCCAGGCAGAAAGGGCGCUCACGUGGAAAUGUGCUAGAGCACAAAACAGUGAUGUGGAAUCAGAGUUGGAUUCUGAUUUGGAGGCGAGCAGCAAUUCUGAAGUGGAAAUGGAAUAUGACAUUCCAGGCACUACUGACCCUGUGCCGUCCACCUCUGGGUCUUUGGGUCCUGCCACCACCACUCCCAAUGCGGCAUCUGCCCUGGUGGAUCCCUCUGGCAACCCCUUAUUCGACCCUGAUGCCCUCCACCACCCUAGAUCGGCGGAAUGGCUGCCGGCGGCUCACGUGAGCACUUAUCUGGAGCACUGGGUGCGCCGUCCUCUCAGUAAAGAGGCGCGCAGCAAACUCAGAUCCGAAUGUCCCAGACCACUAGUUCCCAACAGGGUCUGUGAGACACCUUCAGUCGACCCAAAAAUGACCCAGUUCCUGUCUAAGACCGGCUGGAACCCCCGUAAGGGGUUGGAUUCAGCACUAAGGAGUUGCCAGGACAAACUCCUAGACAUAUUUGGUCCCCUGGUCCAAAUUUUUGAGAUGGCCGAAUCGACCAGAGUUGACGGCUCUCCAAUAGACCCGGAGGAGCUUUCUGGAUGGAUACAGAGGGCCAUCUGUAUUGCGGGCAGCACUAACUCGUCCCUGGCCAUUGAACGGCGUAAAGCCAUACUGUUUAAAAUUGACCCGAAACUGGCUAACCUGGCACUUACCGAGGCAGGAAAGGACGCUAAUGGUCUACUGUUUGGGGACUCCUUUAUCAAGGACCUCGGCAGAUACGUGGGGGCAUUUACGGCACUAGACAAGGCCCAGUCCUCCAUGCGUAGGGUGUUCCAGGGACGGGUCUCCACCAGGGCCGGCAGUAGUAGGGGCCGCCUGUCCGGCCGUUCCACAUUUCAGGCCCGUAGCUCGGGCAGAAGCUCCUUUUCGCAAAGACAACCCUUUCAGGAGCAGAGGAACCCUCCUCCAUUCUUCCCGGCCAGAGGCGGCCAAUGUCUAUCGAGGUCCGUUCGAGGGAAUCCGUCUUUCCGAAAAUCCUACGGUAAGUCUUUCCCCUGUGGGGAUUUCUUUGGAUCUUUGUGUCGGGGGCAGACUCCGUCUUUGUUCCCACGUUUGGUCCAGCAUUACAUCAGACCCAUGGGUGCUGACCACUGUGCAGGGGUUCCACAUAGAACUCACGGAUUCGCCAAAUCUUAUCCCUUCACCCCCUCCACUCCCUCUGGCGCGACCAGACAGGGAACUCGUGGACUCAGAACUGUAUUCCCUUUUUCAAAAAAGGGCGAUAGAAAGGGCCCCUCCUACUCCAUAGGGUGUACUCAGCAACAUUUUUCUGGUACUGAAAAAGGGUGGACAAAUGCGUCCGGUGAUAAAUCUCCGUGCCCUGAACGCGGUGGUGCGCUAUCGCCACUUCAAGAUGGAGGGAAUUCACCUCCUUCGGGACUUGCUGGUUCCGGGGGACUGGAUGGUGAAGCUGGACCUCAAAGAUGCAUAUCUGACGGUCCCAAUUGCCUCCUCGUCCAGGGAUCUCCUGCGCUUCCUGUGGAGGGGCGAAGUGUGGCGCUUCACUUGCCUUCCGUUCGGCCUUUCUUCGGCGCCUUGGUGCUUUACCAAACUUCUGCGCCCGGUCAUGGCUACGGAGUCGGGGGGGUGUGUCUAGUCAUCUAUCUAGACGACAUCCUCAUUAUGCAUCAAUGUCAGUCGACGCUGCUACAACACCUCCAGUGGACCUCGAACCUCCUUACGGCUCUUGGCUUUCUGCUGAACCCCGAGAAGUCCUGCCUCACGCCGUCUCGACGGAUGGAGUUCCUAGGCUUCACGGUGGACUCUGUUGCGGAAUCUCUCAGUCUUCCGUCAGAGAAAUUGCGGACGAUACGCAAGGAGUUGAGACAUGCUCUCUCAGCUACCUCCCUAUCCCUACGCCACCUGGCUCGCAUCAUUGGCCUGCUGGCCUCCUCUAUCCAGGCGGUAUUCCCCGCUCCUCUCCAUUAUCGGGCUCUACAACGCCUGAAGAUCGCCCACCUUCGUGCCGGGGCCUCGUUCGCAGACGCGGUGGUUCUGGAUCAAGAGGCUCGGGAGGAACUCCGUUAACUUCUGGCGGGCUCGUUUGCCAUCCGGAGUUUUACCAAGGACAUCGCACAUGCGGGCAUCCGACUACGCAUGGACAAUGUGUCGGCGGUCCGCUAUGUCAAUCACCUGGGCGGCACCCAAUCGGCUACCUUGGCCCGACUGGCGAAAGAGUUCUGGUCCUACUGUCUUUCCAGGGACAUCAUGGUACAGGCGGAGUACCUUCCGGGUCUACACAACUACCGAGCGGAUCGGAGUUCCAGAUGCUUCACGGACGGCAGCGAUUGGAGACUCGCACCGGAGAUGUUCUCCACGAUCUCGGACACCUGGGGUCCUUGUGCCAUAGACCUCUUUGCGUCCCGGCUCAAUACUCACCUGCCCAGGUUCUUCAGCUGGCGCCCGGACCCGGAGGCGGUGGAUGCGUUUCUCCAGGACUGGUCAUCAGCUCUACAUUACGCGUUUCCGCCUUUUGCCAUGAUCCCGAGGAUGUUGCUACAGACUCGUCGUCAGCAUGUGGAGUUGGUGGUGGUGAUCCCCUUCUGGGGGUCUCAAGCCUGGUACCCGAUCCUCCUGGAACUCCUAGUGGAUAUACCUCUCCUCCUUCCGGAUCGGACGGAUCUCCUCCGGGACCCUCUGGGUGCUCCACACCCCCUGCUGGUCGACGGAUCCCUUCAACUUCUGGCGUGCCGACUCUCAGGACUCCCGGAGAGGUCGAGGGAAUUUCGGAAGCUACUAGACGCCUCCUGGACAACGCUUGGGCUCCCGGCACCCGAAAGUCUUACAGGGCAGCUUGGGGAUCUUGGGUUAGCUGGUGCGUGGAACGGAACCUGGAUCCCAUUUCGGCGCCUGUGACCCAUUUGUUGCAAUUCCUUACGUCUCUUUUCGAAGCAGGGAAGGCUUAUCGGACCAUUAAUUUGUUCCGUUCAGCGAUUUCUUCUACUCAUCAGGGUUUUGAUGGCGUUCCGGCGGGUCAGCACCCUUCGGUGUCACGCCUACUGCGUGGCUCACGCUUGGCUCGACCUCCUCGGGCACGCUUCACCACUACG
Molecule: messenger RNA, 3899 nt
Organism: Bufo bufo (common toad)
Lineage: Eukaryota; Metazoa; Chordata; Amphibia; Anura; Bufonidae
Exons: 2
Coding region: 478-2877 (799 amino acids)
Source: RefSeq, a predicted model, not a curated record